This is a messenger RNA of Amaranthus tricolor (Joseph's coat), 1188 nucleotides long. Its product is annotated as probable mannitol dehydrogenase. Gene Ontology annotation, biological process: lignin biosynthetic process. Gene Ontology annotation, molecular function: cinnamyl-alcohol dehydrogenase activity. The transcript is spliced from 3 exons. The coding region runs from base 726 to 971 and encodes 81 amino acids. The record is from RefSeq and is a predicted model, not a curated record. Lineage: Eukaryota; Viridiplantae; Streptophyta; Magnoliopsida; Caryophyllales; Amaranthaceae.
UUAACUUUAAGUAUAGUUUUAACCAAAAUUUUCUAAGUAAACUAUCAUAUUUUCAUAAUCAAACCUUAAUCAUACUUUCCCAUUAAUCUAAAACAUUUCACUAGUAUAAACUAGAACAAAAAUUUGAUGAACCCAAAUCCUUUCUACAUCAAUCCUUAAUGUUCAUCACUUACACAAGCUAUCACCAUUUUUUUACACAAGUUAACCUUCUUCUACCCUCCAAACUCUUACACAUCCACUUACACACUCCAACUAUUACACAUUCACUUACACACUCUAAAUCACUUACACAAGUUAACCUUCUUCUAUACUCUUAACACUCUUUUUCAUACAAUCUUAUGAACUACAAAGUUGCCCAAAACCCAUUAUAAAGACCCCUCCUUAGCCAUGAGAUCACUUGCACCCCCAUCAUCAAAUCUUUCUACCAUUCUUUCUUAUAUCUUCACUUUAUUAACAUCUUACUAACUUUAUACCCUUUUCAUUAGUUGAAGAAUCAAAUUAAGAUGAAGCUUGAUCUUAUCACUUCUUAAGCCAAUAAUCAUCAACUUUUGAAAAGUCAAGUAUUAUCUUUUGGAGCUUGGAUAUCAUUUUCUUUUGGGUAAUUGAAGAUCUACUUCUUUGAAGCUUGGAGCCUUGAAGACUUUCUCUUUUGGAGCUUAUUUCUUUAAGUUCUUAUUUUCUUAAUAUUAUUCUCUUAGUUCGUUUAGCACCACCUUUGAAGGAAAAUGGCUGCUAAAUCCAGUAUGGAUGGAAUAAUAGACACAAUUUCAGAGAGGAAGCUUGUUGAGGGAAGUGUGCAUGGAGGAAUGAAAGAAAUACAAGAGAUGAUUGAUUUUGCUGCAAAACACAAAAUAAGUGCAGAAAUUGAAAUUAUUCCCAUUAAUUAUAUAAACACAGCCAUGGAUCGUCUUGCUAUGGGAGAUGUUAAGUAUCGUUUUGUCAUUGAUAUUGGCAACACCUUAAUUUCUUGAGUUUCUAAUUUUUUUGUUAGGAAGUAUUUGGCAUUGUUGUGAUAUUCAAUAAUUUGAUCCAAGGAUAUAUUAUAUUUCGGUUUUUAAAUGAUAAUGAUGUGUAGCCAAGAGAAAAUUUGAUUAAUGUGACAUUCAAAUGGUACUUUUUUAUUAUUAAGAAUUAGUUUAAAUUAGUUUAUUUGUAUUAGGUCGCAUAUAUUCAACAUUUUAAAAAUCC